AUGUCUUCCGAGCCCGUGCACGAUACACAAGUGCCUCUUCUCUUCGCUCCAGAAACGUACCAGUAUACCAAGGGCCAUCUCCAGGAAGCUGAAAUCGAGAAAGACCCUCUACUCCAGUUCAACAAAUGGUUCAAACAGGCACAAACUGAACUUCCUAAAGGUUCUGACAUCAUUCCUGAAUCCACCAACUUCUCAACAGCCCGCUUGCCUUCUGGUCGUGUUUCGUCUAGAAUUGUCUUGUUGAAGGAAUUGGACCAUUAUGGAUUUGUAGUCUACUCCAACUGGGGUAGCUCCAAAAAGGCUGCUGACUUCAACAGCAAUAAACACGCUUCCUUAACGUUUUUCUGGCCCCACAUCCAAAGACAGGUCAGAAUUGAAGGCUUAAUGGAACCUGUCACUAGAGAGACUACUCAGAGAUACUUCGAUACCAGACCUAGAGGUUCUAAAAUCGGUGCCUGGGCUUCUCCUCAGUCUUCAGUAAUUUCAUCCAGAGACGACUUGGACAAGAUCAACAACAAGUACGAAGACAAAUUCAAGGCAUUGAAAGACAAUGAGAUUCCUGCCCCAGAGCAUUGGGGAGGCAUGAGAAUCGUGCCAUUAGAAGUAGAAUUCUGGCAAGGAGGAGUUUCCAGAUUGCACGACAGAAUCACAUACAGAAGAGAAAGUAUUGACAAGAAUGAAUGGGAAGUUGUGCGCCUUGCUCCAUGA
This is a messenger RNA of Scheffersomyces stipitis CBS 6054, 708 nucleotides long. RefSeq names its product pyridoxamine-phosphate oxidase (gene PDX3). The transcript has a single exon. The coding region runs from base 1 to 708 and encodes 235 amino acids. Lineage: Eukaryota; Fungi; Ascomycota; Pichiomycetes; Serinales; Debaryomycetaceae. Gene Ontology annotation, biological process: pyridoxine biosynthetic process. Gene Ontology annotation, molecular function: FMN binding; pyridoxamine phosphate oxidase activity. The record is from RefSeq and is a predicted model, not a curated record.